AUGAGUGAGCCAAUGAACGAACCAAAGACCGGAACAGAGGCCGAAUUACAAGCAGCUCGAGAGACAUCACCCCCUCCAGAAGUCCGAGCAAUAGACGAUGAUGUUGCCUCGAUACCCAACUGGCGAAAAUGGGUCAUCCUCUUCGUCGUCUGCUGGAUGCCUCUGCCCAUGACCUUCUGGAGCACAGCCAUCAUGCCUGCCACCAUCGAAGUAGCCUCUGAACUCAACGUACCCUUGACUACCAUCAGCACAGUCAACGCUGGAGUCUUCGUAGCCCAGGCUCUGUCAGGGCUGAUCUGGUUGCCUAUCAGCACUAUCAUUGGUAGAAAGUCCGCCUACCUUGCUGCAAAUGCUGUGCUUUGCCUUUGUGCAAUUGGAUGCGCUGUGGUGCCGAAUAUGGCUGGGUUCGCAUCUCUUUGGGUCAUUGGUGGGACUGCAGGGCCGUUCUUUUUGGUAGCGGGACAAACCAUCCUUGCCGACAUCUUUGAUCCUACGGCUCGCGGGACGGCUGUAGGCUUCUUUCUGGGGAGCUGUGUUUCUGCCAACUCUAUUGCACCUCUUCUUGGUAGUGUAAUUGCUACAUUCACAAGCUGGAGGGUCAUAUUCGGCGUGGAAGCCGGCAUGUCUCUUCUGGGUCUAAUUCUUUCGCUCUUGUUCAUCCCUCGGUCAAGGGAAGUUGAGAAUCCAAAGCUCGCCGAGCCUCGGCCUAGGACAAGGAAAGAGAUUGUACAAGCAUUCAAUCCUAUGCGCGUCUUUAGCCAAUACGCAUACCCCAAAGUUAUUGUGGCUAAUAUCGCUUGUGGUUUCUUGGGCUUCAACCAAUAUGGUCUUCUCAGCUCUAUUCGUCGUGUCGUCAACCCUCGUUUCAAUCUCACCACUCCUCUGUCCAGCGGCUUAUUCUAUCUUGCCCCAGGUUCGGGCUUUCUUAUCGGAAGCACGGUAGGUGGCAAAAUCUCUGAUGUGGUGGUCAAGAGAUAUAUACGCAAGCGAAACGGAGAAAGGCGUCCCGAAGAUCGGUUGAACAGCAGCUUGCCCAGCGUUCUGAUCAUUUUGCCUUUGGGAACUCUGCUCUAUGCAUGGAGUGUGCAGCGUAAGAUAGGUGGCAUGGCGUUACCGAUUAUCGGUUCAUUUAUUGAGGGAUUUGGACUUAUGGCAUCGUUCAGUGGAAUGAAUACAUACGCUGCUGAAGUGCGUCCUACGCACAGAACUGCUGUGAUUACGGGCAAGUAUGUUAUUCAGUACUGCUUCGGCGCCAUGAGUGUUGGUGGGCUAGUCCCUAUGAUCGACGGCAUCGGAGUGGGUUGGGCGUUUACCGUCAAUUUAGCAGAACAUGGAAACAGUAAAACAUGUUUCAUCAGUUAG
Fusarium pseudograminearum CS3096 is the source of this 1362-nucleotide messenger RNA. RefSeq lists its product as uncharacterized. The record is from RefSeq and is a predicted model, not a curated record. Gene Ontology annotation, biological process: transmembrane transport. Lineage: Eukaryota; Fungi; Ascomycota; Sordariomycetes; Hypocreales; Nectriaceae. Gene Ontology annotation, molecular function: transmembrane transporter activity. The transcript is spliced from 6 exons. The coding region runs from base 1 to 1362 and encodes 453 amino acids.